GUUGGUAUUCUCAGUCCAAUCUGUUGCUCUUCUUGUCGUUUAGUUAGUUAAUACAACUUUCUUUCCAUUCAUUAAUCUUUUCCUUUUCCAACUCGAAUCACACAAGUCUUGACAAGUUUUCUUGUGUUGUUCUUUUUAAAGUACCCAUUUAUAAUCUUCAAGAAAACUUGGAAGAUAUCUUUUCCUAUUUUCAACAUUCUUUUCCUGCUUCUUCUGUAGAGGACUAGAUUGUUGAAGGUUAGGAAAGAUUGCAGCCUUCUUUAGUCAUCUUUUUUUCUCCGACCCAACCGCGCAUUCUUCCCACAUCCGGUCUAUUCACCCACUCUCCAUUACCCUCGAGCCGAUAUGUCUGACGCCGAGUCGUCUGCGGGCUCUCCUGCCCGUGCCACGAGACGCCGUGAGGAAGAAGACAACGAUCAGCCUCAGGAUUAUGACGUCGGUCGCACCGGCGAUUCGGACAAGGAUUCGGAUGCCCUCUCCGAAAUUGACGAGGAUCAGUUCGAUGAUUACGACCCUGAUACCGCUCGCAUUGAUGAGAAACGUCCCGAACCCCAAGUCAUCGAUGAAGACGCGGCACGAACCUUGAAAGCUGGUAAACGUAAGGGAACCGCUACUAAGAAACCCAAGGAAGGACGACGCGCCAAGAAGCGAACACGCGACGAUGAUAAUGAUGGAGCUGAUGGCGAGAUUCUCCACACGAAGCGAUCCCGCAAGACCGCUGCUGCCGAUGUUCCAGAGCAAGAAUCUGAACCGGAGAACGAGGAAAAUCUGACGCCUGAAGAGCGACGACGCCGAGCAAUCGAGCGCGCCUCUAGAAACCAAACGAAACCGAAGGGUAACAGAAGAAAGAAGAAGGAUGAAGUUGAUUUGGAAGAUGAAUUAGAUGAAAAGAUCGCCGACCUCAAAGUUCGCAUGGAGCAUGCUUGUCAAGCUGACAAUCAGGCGCGCGAAUCAGGCCAACCGGCUUUGCACAAGUUGAAGCUUCUUCCCGAGGUGAUGGCACUACUUAAUCGUAACAACAAUCAGGCAGCUGUCAUCGACCCGGAUACCAACUUCCUGCAGCAUGUCAAGUUCUUCCUCGAGCCCCUUAAUGAUGGCUCGUUACCCGCCUACAACAUUCAACGCGAUAUCUUCCAGGCAAUGACCCGACUCCCUAUAGAAAAGGAGACGUUGAGGUCCAGUGGCAUUGGCAAGGUCGUCCUCUUCUACACGAAGAGUAAGAAGCCAGAGGUCAGCAUCAAGCGCAUAGCUGAACGCUUAUUGGGCGAGUGGAGUAGGCCUAUUCUCAAGCGUAGCGAUGACUACAAGAAGCGGCACAUUGAGACACGAGAGUUUGACUACCAGGCAGCCAAGCUUCGACAAGUUACCACGAACAGUCAGCUCACGCUCAACCAACGUCAGACAUCCCAGAACCUCGCCGAGGCGGAGCGCGCGCGUAUCCUGGCUCCUGUCAAGGACGUCAGCCGAGCCCGAGUCGCGGGUUUGCCUGCAACAUACACCAUCGCGCCACGCAGCACCUUCGACCCCAGUCGCGCCCAAGACUUCCGACCCAUCGGUGCUGGCGGUUUGGAGGCCUUCCGCAAGAUCACCCAGAAGGGGAAGAAGAAGGGCUAGUGGCGCUGAGCAUCUUCCCCUACCUAGGGAUCUGCCCCUCUUUAAGAUUGACAUUGCGUGUUUAUUAAGAUGGGGGAAUUGUUAUUGAUAAUGGAAUGGACGGGCGCCGGUUUUUCUGCAUGCAUAUAUGAUCGUAUGCUGACACAUCUGGAGUUUAUGGUUAGGUCUUUUUCCUUUUCUUCGCCGCCUUCCAUGAGUCUGGGAAGGUAUCGUUACGAAGUAGUCGUUAGGAACAUCAGAACCGCAGAGCAAAAUAGGAUGCGUUAUAUGCUAGUGAAAGGAGGUUGCCAGACUGCUAGGAGAAAGCCUACGUCGGUAUGCUAGGGGGGGUUUACAUAGUAAAGGCCCAUGUACCUUGACUAGGUAGUGCUUCGUCUACAUUCAUAGAACUUCGCCUAAGUCUCUGACAUUAAUUGCGAUACCCACCGCAACAGUUUCUCUGCUACCUACC
Hypoxylon fragiforme is the source of this 2065-nucleotide messenger RNA. RefSeq lists its product as uncharacterized. Gene Ontology annotation, cellular component: nucleus. NCBI's taxonomy places the organism in Eukaryota, Fungi, Ascomycota, Sordariomycetes, Xylariales, Hypoxylaceae. The record is from RefSeq and is a predicted model, not a curated record. The coding region runs from base 346 to 1614 and encodes 422 amino acids. The transcript has 3 exons. Gene Ontology annotation, biological process: poly(A)+ mRNA export from nucleus.